AUGUGCAUGUUUAGUUUAGAAGAACUUUUCAACUGUACUCUCCUCUGCCUACAGAUCACUAGAAGGCUGAUCCCCAUUUAUCUCAUGGAGAAGGCAAACUCAUCUGCUCAAGUUUCUCAACAUGAGAAAUAUAAAUGUGAAGAGGGGGUCUCUGAAGAAGUGUGUAAGUAUGAGCAAGGAACAUAUCACAGCAUACAUGGGGGCAUCCUUUUGAUACAUGGUAUAGAGGUUAAGGAAGAGUACUGCAAAUGGAGUUCUGGACAUCUGGAACAGAAAAGCAUCUGCAUGAACAAGCAAGAGGAUUAUGAUAGUGGACCUAUGGACUUUACAGUGGACUCUGAGCUGUUGUCUUACAUCACUGAUGUGCAGAAAAACAAAACUGUCAGCAGAAUAAAGGAAGAAGACCUCAGUUCCAAGUUUGACAGGCAGUGUUCUUAUCCAGAUGAAGAGGGUCCUGGAUUGGGAUUGACCCCCAGUAGACACUGCCCACUACAGCAAACAUCUGUCAAUGUGAAGUUAGAAUCUUUGGAAUUUGAAAUUAAGAGGACAGUCAAAGCAUUAGAGUCAAGUCCUGCUGGAGAAGCUUUACAAGACAAUGUCAGCUUCUUCUUAUCCCCAUUGGCUCAGACAUCUCCUAAGUGCAGAUCUCAACAGACAGUGGAUGAUAAGAGUAUGAAGAACCUGACAUUAGCCUCAGAGAAUGGGAUACUCGCCUCUAUACAGGAUGAUUCUCAGUCGGGUAUGAAAGUAAACACAGUAAGUGUGAUCACCACUCCAACUCCGAUAACCAGUAGAGAUGUAACCACAGUCUACGAGACACACAGUGAAUCGGUUAACAGCAAAUGUAAGUCCAGGAAUGGUAAUCUGUGUCAAACACAACAGGAGCCAUAUGAGUGUUCUGAAUGUGGCAAGAUAUACAAACAAAUGCGCCAUCUAAAAGAACACAGAGUAGUUCACACUGGAGAGAAGCCAUUUUGCUGUCCAGAAUGUGGAAAAGGAUUUCCCACCAUUGGCAGCCUUCAUAGACAUGUAAAAAUUCACACUGGAGAGAAGCCCUAUUCUUGUUCAGAAUGUAGGAAGCAAUUCCGAACAAUGAGCCAUCUACAGCAGCACAGAAAAAUUCACACUGGAGAGAAGCCAUAUUGCUGUUCUGAAUGUGGAAAAGGAUUUACCACCCUUGGCAACCUUCAUAGACAUGUAAAAAUUCACACUGGAGAGAAGCCCUACUGUUGUUCAGAAUGUAGAAAGCAAUUCCGAACAAUGAGCAAUCUUCAGGACCACAGAAAAAUUCACACUGGAGAGAAGCCAUUUUCCUGUCCAGAAUGUGGAAAAGGAUUUCCCACCAUUGGCAGCCUUCAUAGACAUGUAAAAAUUCACACAGGAGAGAAGCCCUAUUCUUGUUCAGAAUGUAGGAAGCAAUUCCGAACAAUGAGCCAUCUACAGCAGCACAGAAAAAUUCACACUGGAGAGAAGCCAUAUUGCUGUUCUGAAUGUGGAAAAGGAUUUACCACCAUUGGCAGCCUUCAUAGACAUGUAAAAAUUCACACUGGAGUGAAGCCCUACUGUUGUUCAGAAUGUAGAAAGCAAUUCCAAACAAUGAGCAAUCUUCAUCAGCACACAAUAAUUCACAAUAGAGAGAAGCCAUUUUCCUGUCCAGAAUGUGGAAAAGGAUUUCCCACCAUUGGCAGCCUUCAUAGACAUGUAAAAAUACACACAGGAGAGAAGCCCUAUUCUUGUUCAGAAUGUAGGAAGCAAUUCCGAACAAUGAGCAAUCUACAGCAGCACAGAAAAAUUCACACUGGAGAGAGGCCCUAUUGUUGUUCAGAAUGUAGUAAGCAAUUCCAAACAAUGAGCAAUCUUCAUCAGCACACAAUAAUUCACACUGGAGAGAAGCCGUUUUCCUGUCCAGAAUGUGGAAAAGGAUUUACCACCAUUGGCAACCUUCAUAGACAUCUAAAGCCGACCUUCACGAAGGUGCUAGUGAACCAAGCAGAGCCGUCGCGCAUGCUCGUAAGUGGCAGUGAGAUAAAUGGGAAACCUGUGUGCUUGGUGUGUAAUCAACAAGUGUCGGUGCUCAAGGAAUAUAAUAUUCGGCGCCACUAUGAGACUCAUCAUGGUGGAAAAUACGACAUCUUGCAAGGACGACUGAGGAGAGAGAAGAUAAAUGAAUUGCUGGUGGGUCUGAGAAAACAGCAGUCAAUUUUCACUCGGAGCCGAGAGGUCAGUGAAGCAGCAGUAAAAGCCACCUACGUAAUUGCUAACGAAAUAGCAUUAGCAUCAAAGCCGUAUUCCGACGGUGAGUUCGUUAAAAGAUGCAUGAUGAAGGCUGCAGAACUCGUGUGUCCUGAGAAGCGACAAGCAUUUGCCAACAUUAGUCUGACGAGAAACACUAUGGCAGAGAGGAUAUCGGAACUAUCGGCUGAUUUAGACAGGCAGUUGAAACACAAGGUCAAGUCAUUUCUUGCAUUUUCUGUUGCAAUUGAUGAGAGCACUGACAUUAUAGACGUUGCUCAACUGGCCAUAUUUAUUCAUGGAGUUGAUGACACAUUGACCGUCACUGAGGAGUUCCUUGAGUUGGUGCCUAUGAGUGACACCACAACAGCUGAGGACAUUUUCGGCUCUGUGGUUGGCGUGCUGGACAGAGUCGGGGUGGACUGGUCCCGCGCCGUCAGCCUGGCUACAGAUGGCGCGCCAUCAAUGAUCGGAAGAAAAGCAGGUGUUGUGACAAAAUUCAGAGAGAAAGUACAAGCCGCUAAUGGAGGAGAUGGUUUCUGGACAUCUCACUGUAUUUUGCACCAGGAGGCAUUGUGUUGCAAGUCGUUAAAAAUGGAUCACGUCAUGGAGGUGGUUGUCCGAACUGUUAAUUUCAUCCGAGCCAGAGGCCUGAAUCAUCGUCAGUUUGACUGCCUUCUCAGUGACAAUCACGUUACUAAUACCCUGCCAUACUACACUGAAAUGAGUCGCCUGCAAUGUGUAUGUUUAGUUUUGGAGAACUUUUCAAUUGUACUCUCCUCUGCCUACAGAUCAAAAGACGGCUGCUAUUCCCACUUGUCUCAGAUGGAGAAGGCAAACUCACCUUUUCAAGGACCUGGACAUGAGAAGUAUAAAUGUGAAAAGGAGGUAUCUGAAGAAGCAUGUAACUAUGAGCAAGAAACAUAUCGCAGAAUUAACUGGGGCCUCCUUUUGAUGCAUGGUAUAGAAGUUGAUGAAGAGCACUGUAAAUGGAGUUCUGGACAUCUGGAAGAGGACAGCAUCUGCAUGAACAAGCAGGAGGAUUGUGAUAGUGGACCUAUGGACUUUACAGUAGACUCUGAGCUGUUGUCUUCCAUCACUGAUGUGCAGAAAAACAAAACUGUCAGCAACAUAAAGGAAGAAGACCUCAGUUCUGAGUCCGACAGGCAGUGUUCUUAUCCAGAUGAAGAGGCUCCUGGAUUAGGAUUGACCCCCAGUAGACACUGCCCCCUACAGCAACAUUCUGUCAAUGUGAAGUUGGAAUCUUUGGAAUCUGACAUUAAGAGGACAGUCAAAUCAUCAGAUUCAAAUCCUGCUGGAGAAGAUUUACAAUCCCAUGGCAGCAGCUUCUUCUCCCCAUUGGCUCAGACAUCUCCUCAGUGCAGAUCUCAACAGACAGAAGAUGAUAAGAAUAUGAAGAACCUGACAUUAGCAUCAGAGAAUGGGAUACCCACCUCUUUGCAGGAUGAUUCUCAGCCGGUGAUGAAACUAAAUACAGUAGGUGUGAUCACCACUCCAACUCAGAUACCCAAUACGGACUUAACCAGAGUCAACCAGACACCGAGGGAAUUGGUUAAAAGCAAAUGUAAGUCCAGGAAUGGUAAUCUGUGUCAAACACAACAGGAGCCAUAUGAGUGUUCUGAAUGUGGCAAGAAAUUCCAACAAAUGAGACAUCUAAAAAAACACAGAAUAGUUCACACUGGAGAGAAGCCAUUUUCCUGUCCAGAAUGUGGAAAUAGAUUUAACACCAUUGGUAACCUUCAUAGACAUAUAAAAAUUCACAAAGGAGAGAAGCCCUAUCGUUGUUUAGAAUGUAGGAAGCAAUUCCAAACAAAGGGCAAUCUUCAGAAGCACAGAAAAAUUCACACUGGAGAGAAGCCAUAUUGUUGUUCAGAAUGUAGAAAGCAAUUCCGAACAAAGGGCAAUCUUCAGGAGCACAAAAAAACUCACACUGGGGAGAAGCCAUAUUGCUGUUCUGAAUGUGGUAAGCGAUUUCAACAACUGCACAGUCUAAAGACCCACAGAACAAUUCACACUGGAGAGAAGCCCUAUUGUUGUUCAGAAUGUAGACAGCAAUUCCGAACACUGAGCAAUCUUCAUCGGCACACAAUAAUGCACACUGGAAAGAAUCCAUUUUCCUGUCCAGAUUGUGGAAAAGGAUUUACCACCACUGGCAACCUUCGUAAACAUGUAAAAAUUCACACAGGAGAUAAGCCAUAUUGUUGUUCAGAAUGUAGAAAGCAAUUCCGAACAAUGAGCAAUCUUCAGGACCACAGAAGAAUUCACACUGGAGAGAAGCCCUAUUGUUGUUCCGAAUGUAGAAAGCAAUUCCGAACAAUGAGCAAUCUUCAGCAGCACACAAUAAUUCACACUGGAGAGAAGCCAUUUUCCUGUCCAGAAUGUGGAAAAGGAUUUGCCACCACUGGCAACCUUCGUAUCCAUGUACACAUUCACACAGGAGAGAAACCCUAUUGUUGUUCAGAAUGUAGAAUGCAAUUCCGAACAAUGAGCAGUCUUCAGAUACACAGAAGAAUUCACACUGGAGAGAAACCAUAUUGUUGUUCAGAAUGUACAAUGCAAUUCCGAACAAUGAGCAGUCUUCAGAUACACAGAAGAAUUCACACUGGAGAGAAACCAUAUUGUUGUUCAGACUGUAGAAAGCAAUUCCGAACAGUGAGCAGUCUUCAUAGGCACAGAAGAACUCACACUGGAGAGAAGCCAUAUUGUUGUUCUGACUGUGGUAAACGAUUUCAAAGACCGCACGGUCUAAAGAGCCACAGAAGACAUCACACAGGAGAGAAGCCAUAUUAAUGUCCAUAAUGUGGUAGAGGAUUUACCAGAAUUGCCAACCUUUAGAAACUGCAUAACAUGUAAAA
Messenger RNA from Erpetoichthys calabaricus (reedfish), 5108 nucleotides. RefSeq names its product zinc finger protein 729-like. Lineage: Eukaryota; Metazoa; Chordata; Cladistia; Polypteriformes; Polypteridae. Gene Ontology annotation, biological process: regulation of cytokine production; regulation of immune system process; negative regulation of transcription by RNA polymerase II. The record is from RefSeq and is a predicted model, not a curated record. The transcript is spliced from 7 exons. The coding region runs from base 1 to 5043 and encodes 1680 amino acids.